This is a messenger RNA of Amoebophrya sp. A25, 3064 nucleotides long. NCBI's taxonomy places the organism in Eukaryota, Dinophyceae, Syndiniales, Amoebophryaceae. The record is from the annotation of a GenBank genome assembly.
UUUAACGAUUAUGAUUUACUUUCAACCACGACUAGAGCGAGAGUGGCAUUACCAUUCAUGAUCUUGAUUUGAUUGAUGAGGAUUCUUGUAUCGCAUUUUUUACUUGAGCUCCAAAACUACGAAGAAGGAAAUGACCGACGUCACUGAUCUUGCUCCCCGCCACCCAAAGCGGUUUGUCAACGAAGAUCCCUCCCGAGUGGUGAAAGACGCUUUAGAUGGUCUGGUCGCUGUCAACGCACGGACUCUGACGCGAUUUCAAUAUGUGGACGGGACCAAGGUUGUCCUCCGCAAAGACUGGAAGAAGGAGAAAGUGGCCGUAAUUUCCGGAGGCGGCGCCGGUCAUGAGCCGGCGCAUGCGGGAUUCGUGGGCAAAGGGCUUCUCACCGCAGCCGUGUCGGGAGAAGUCUUCGCUUCGCCUACUGUAAUAGAAGAUGAUGAAGAUACUUCAUCGAUGAGUCUACUCACAAAGUGGGAAGAUUUGUCCCGACAGUCUUGAUUGUUGUUUUCCAGUUCGACUGUGAUUUUGAUACUUACUUGAGAACCAGCACUAUCUCAUUUUGAUACUGAACAAGUACCACGAGAUGAUCAUGAGGUUGAGAUCAUCAACGAACAAUUUUGUCAGGUGGAUGCGGUUCUGGCAACUAUUGUCGCCGUUACUGGACCAAAAGGAUGUCUUCUGAUCGUGAAGAACUAUACGGGUGAUCGGCUCAAUUUCGGCCUCGCCGCUGAGCGUGCCAAGAGCGAGUACGGACUGCGCGUACGCAUGGUCAUAGUGGCGGACGAUAUAGCACUUGAAAGUCGCGGCGCGUCUGAUCCACAUAGACCAGCUGACGCGACAUCCGCCACAUCUGCCUCAAACCAGCAGGGCGGCGGAAAAUUUAGUCGCGCCCGCGGUAUUGCGGGUACGCUUCUGGUGCACAAAGUCGCGGGUGCAGCCGCCGAGGAUGGCGCAAUGCUCGACAACGUGUUCACAGAAGCUAGCCAAAUGGCGCUCGCGGUAAAAAGCAUGGGCGCGUCGCUCAGCACCUGCACGCAACCGUUUUCCGCUGAGGGUCGCUCGCUAGGAGACAACAAGAUGGAGCUCGGUUUAGGUAUACACGGCGAAGCAGGUGCACGCAAACAUGACGUGCAGCCUGUGAGCGAAGUUGUCAGCCACGUUCUAGACGAGAUUUUGCCCUUCGUGGAAGAUUGCCCAGAGGAGUCUUCAGAAGAAACCACGGAGUACACGACAGCAGCAAGCGAAUACAAUGUUACGGGGAGUUCCUUACCCGGCGGCGAAGAGGCAGGGGGCGCUUUGUCUUCCUCAAAUCCUGUAGCUGUUGGCGCCACCAGCAAGAAAAAUCUCAUAGUUUUGAUUAACAACCUCGGCUCAGUACCGAGUUUGGAGAUGCAAAUUGUCGCUUGUGAGGUUCUGAAGUGCCUGGGCAGGCGACCAGUGCAUGUCAUAGGGCCAUUUCUAGGCAUGACCUCGCUUGACAUGAACGGCUUUUCCAUAUCACUUGCUGCUGUGGACGCUUCCCUGCUAGGACGCCUCGAUGCCAGCUGCGGGUCACGCACUGCCUGGCCGGGCAUGGCUAGUGGCUCCUGCAUCUAUUAUGAUUUGCAAAUUCUAUACUCGUAUGAUGAAUACUUACUCUUACGCACUCGAACAACGCAAGAUAAGUGGGCCCGAAAUGAAAAAGUACUAGAAGAAAGCUUAGGCAGUAACAAAUCAGCUAAGUAAGUACUAUGUAUUUGUUGUAUGUUUAUGUCAUCGUCUAAGCCUACUUUCAAGAAACGGAUUUGCCAGCUGAGUUUGUGGCGAAAGAAAACGAGGCCGAGCAGGAUCUGACUACGGCGCCUGCUCUUCCUGCCGACCAGGCCGAGGCCGAUGCCGCUGCUGCGCGUUGUAAACUAGCCACCACAACGCUACAGAGUGCGUGCUCAGCGCUCAUUGCCGAAAAAGACACGUUGAACGAGAUGGAUUCCCUUGUAGGCGAUGGUGAUACGGGAACGCAAAUGGCCUUAGGUGGACAAGCGAUCCUCGACAGCCUUGCCGCAGGGACACUGAGGUACUACAUAGACAUAGAUUGUGCACCUAAGUACAAGAGCGACAUGGUGUUGGUCAUCGAGGAAUUGGUGUUUCAGUUCCUUGCAGUUCUAGCUUCUCGUCCCGACAUUUUCUUACUCAGGACGUCGUCGUAUCAGUCCUUAUGUGACAAUUUGAGUCGCAUUCUCCGGAGGAACAUGGGAGGCAGCUCCGGCAUUUUGUUGUCCAUGUUGUUCGCAUCGAUGGCGGGCGGUUUCAGAGAGCAGCCUGGUGAUAUUAUGGGCGCGCUCCAACGUGGCGUCAGAACAAUCAGUGAAGUUGGAGGUGCCGCGGUCGGCGAUAGAACAAUGCUGGAUGCGCUUAUACCUGCUUCAAAAGUCAAUGACUUUGAUGAGCUUUUUGUCGUUGCAAAGAAUGGAGCGGAAAGCACGAAAACUAUGCCCGUGGUACUUGACAUGGACAUCUUCACUCUAAUGUUUUUUCGUUUGCUCCAUUUCCAAUUCCAAUUUACUGCUCACACUAGAGUGCACUGAGAUAGCAAACCACUUUUCUGAUCAAUCCACCAUCUUGUUCUAAUGUAUCUUCAGGAUCAGCAGGGUUCUCAAAGACCUUUAUAUGUAAUCUUCUUUGAAUUGUGAUUUUGAAACACACAUAGGCGCGCGCAGGCAGGUCGCAGUACGUUCCAGAAGAGGAGCUAGCAGGGAAUAUGGACCCCGGAGCAUACGCUGUGUCUGUCGUCUUUCAAGCAAUCCAGGAGAGCAGACUUGUAGAGGGCUGAGCCUUCUUUUCUGUAUCUCCUUGAUGAUCGUGAAGAAGUAUAAGACAUUGUCUCAAGGAUUACCCAAAGCUGUAUAGCUUGUGCGAAUGUCUACCUUCUGACUUUUCCCGCUUUCUGCUAAGCAGUCCCAUAUAACAAAAUGAGAUACUCAACACGCACUGGCGAUUGCAGCGGAGACUUGGGACAAAAUAGCACAGGUAGAUGAUCGAUGAGGAUGACUAUGCAGUGCGAGUGAUUACAAUUGAGGAGGAAGGAAC